CCUCAUUGUUGUACACAUCUCCACACAACUCAUCUAUCCGAACUACAUCUUUUUCCACACUGUAUUCCGUACUAUACACAAUACACACCAUCACCUCCGACGUCAUCGGGCCCUGAAUGAACUUCACUUCCCGAGCUCCACUUUUACCCAUCUCUAGGCUGGACCUUCCCCCUCAACGCCCCUCUGUGACUAACCACUGCUGUGUCUGUGUACUGUUAUAAAAGCCCAUCCCUCUCCAAGCACAGUCUAAAGCACCCACCACUACAACACCGCAACCCUCCACUCUCCACGCUCCAAGAAAAACAGCACCGCAAAAAUGGAAGACAAGCCCCUCACCCCAGUCAGCACCGAUCCAAUCGAACUAACCGCCCUCGAAACCUCCCCUUCCCUCAUCUUCACCAGCUUCACGGCCACAACCGCCUUCCAGCUAGGCCUCGCCCUGCGCAACCGCAUCCUCUCUCUGCCGCCCUCAUCCCGCAAACCCGCCCUCAUUUCCAUCACGUUGACUACCGCGCCGCUCCCAUUCACCACAGACUCCCAGCCGGUGCCGCCGCACGUCGUCUUCCAGUGCGCGACCGAGCCCGGCACGAUCCCGGACAACGAGGUGUGGGUGCGCCGGAAGCGGAACACCGUGCUGCGGUGGGGGGUGAGCAGUUGGUUGAUGCGCAACAAGCUGCUGUCGAGCCUGAGCGAUCUGAAAAAGGACGGGGUGGAGGCGGCGUUUGUGCAGAAGUAUGCGCUGCGGUCGAGUAAUGGCGGGGCGGUGGCAGAUGAUUAUGCGAUUCAUGGGGGCGGGUUCCCGGUCAGGGUGCGCGGGGUGGAUGGCGUGGUGGGGGUUAUUGUGGUGAGUGGGUUGAAGCAGGAGGAUGAUCAUCAGGUCAUUGUGGAUGUGGUGAGGGAGUUUAUCUUGCAGGGGGGGGAGGCGUCGGCUUAAUUAGUCUUGGAAAAGGGAGAAGAGCGUCAUAGUGUGUAUUGUGUGUACUAUAUAUGUAUAGGAGUGAGAGAAAAAAGUUUGGAUACUUGGAUACUAUGUAUAUAUCAGACUAGUUGACUGUUUGCACGGUGGAUGUCUACUUGGGAGUGAUUGUCAUGUUCUGGGAUCAUCAUAGUGCCCUGGGCUGAUCCUAACGAGCUGGCUUCAUCCAAACGAACGGUACUGGCAACAUAUAUCGAG
This is a messenger RNA of Aspergillus saccharolyticus JOP 1030-1, 1174 nucleotides long. RefSeq names its product DUF967 domain protein. Bases 317 to 934 code for a protein of 205 amino acids. Gene Ontology annotation, cellular component: TRC complex. The transcript is spliced from 2 exons. Gene Ontology annotation, biological process: post-translational protein targeting to endoplasmic reticulum membrane. Lineage: Eukaryota; Fungi; Ascomycota; Eurotiomycetes; Eurotiales; Aspergillaceae. The record is from RefSeq and is a predicted model, not a curated record.